Messenger RNA from Eufriesea mexicana, 823 nucleotides. RefSeq lists its product as uncharacterized. The record is from RefSeq and is a predicted model, not a curated record. Lineage: Eukaryota; Metazoa; Arthropoda; Insecta; Hymenoptera; Apidae. Bases 19 to 744 code for a protein of 241 amino acids. The transcript is spliced from 2 exons.
AAAAUCAGUUCUCACAGUAUGUCGACCCGCUUGAUGAAAUCGGGGCCAGAAAACGAAUCGAAUCGUCGACUCUCCGGCUCGUCGUCCGAGCGAAUGAUUUCCUCCCACACGGAAGACACACCGUUCGAGAUCACUCGCGAACCAUCCCUAGAUUACUGCCAGAGAUCGGACAAUUGCUACACGCUAUAUCCUUCGGAAGAGCGCGCGUCUCUUUGUCCAGUGAAUCCGGAUGCAACCGGUUUCCAGUUGGACGACCGCUCUGCCCUCUAUCUGUCAAGUCCCGAUGACGAGACGCGUGCGAAUGCUUCGACACGCUCAAAAACUAGUAACUCGAAACAGCAGAGAAACAAUUGCGAACUUGAUCAACGCUCCAGUCGUCGUUCCAGCGUGCAGUCCAGCCGUUCGAGAACAAACAGCUGCAGCAGGCCAACACCGUUAGGCAAUGGUAGAAGAGGUAGCACAAAUAGGAGGUCGAAAACUCGAAGAGCGAGUGCCACACGUAGAAAGGAUUCUGUACGACCCUUGAAGAAGGAUGAAAUAAAGGAGGCGCAGAAGGUCUUGGAAGAUGCUCAGACUCUAGAGCAAGCGAGGCGUCAUCGAAGGAUUGCUAUGAUCGUCCUGGGAACGUUUCUUUUCCUUCUGGCAGCUUCGGUUCUCGUGGUGGUGGUUACGUUAACACACAGCUCAUUCUUGAGUCCGGCUAUGGGCUCCAAGGAACUAGCUGAGCAUCGAGCUCAGACGUAAAUUAUCAUUUUUGUGAUACUUUCCACUAAACGGUUUUGAUGGGAUUGGUUUAAAGUACAGUUUCCUGAAAAAUUAAAAA